Molecule: messenger RNA, 2827 nt
Organism: Frankliniella occidentalis (western flower thrips)
Lineage: Eukaryota; Metazoa; Arthropoda; Insecta; Thysanoptera; Thripidae
Product: lysocardiolipin acyltransferase 1-like
Exons: 6
Coding region: 227-1366 (379 amino acids)
Cellular component (GO): endomembrane system
Molecular function (GO): acyltransferase activity
Source: RefSeq, a predicted model, not a curated record
CAGUCCACCAGUCCACCCCGCCCCGCCGCGCCGCGCCGCCCGCGCAGCUCAGACAGGGGUGGUAGUCGCGAGACGUCCCGGACCGGCGCCGGUCCAGAGGGGUCGGAGUGUGCGGUGCGGCGUCGUGUCGGAGCAGAGCACCCCCGCGAGCGCGUCGCCCUCCGGCCGUCCUCCGCGGCCCGCGCCGUCGACUGGACUUCGCGCAACUGCGGACGGCAUCCCACAAAUGAUGCUGCCGCCCAGGUGGUGGGAGUGGGUGCGGGGCAGCGUGUUCUGCGGCCUGUGGCUCGGCUCCAUCCUGAGCGGCUGGCUGCUCCUGUGCUGCCCGCUGCUGCCGCUAAUGGUGCUCCGCCCGCGCACCUACCGCCUCGCCAUCGACGUCGUGUUCGCCAUGUGGGAGCUGUACCCCGCGGCGCUGAUACGGCUCGUGCUGCAGACCAAGGUGGUGGUGACGGGGGACCCCGUGGACGGCGCGGAGCGGUCGCUGCUCGUCAUGAACCACCGCACGAGGCUGGACUGGAACUUCCUGUGGGCGGGCAUGCAGCGCGCGGUGCGCGCCGGGCCGCAGGCCACCCGGCUCAAGUUCGUGCUCAAGGCCCCCAUCGCGCACGUGCCGGGCCCCGGCUGGGUCAUGCAGAUGGCCUGCCACCUGUACAUCCACCGCAGCUGGGAGCGAGACCAGCGCCUCCUGGCCCAGAGCCUGCGCUUCUUCCGGGACAUGGGCCACACCUGCCAGAUUCUUCUCUUCCCGGAGGGCACGGACUUGACGCCGAAGAGCGCGUGUCGGAGCGACCGCUGGGCCGACUCCCACGGCCUCCCGCACUACGAGUACGUGCUGCACCCCAAGACCACCGGCUUCGUGUUCCUCGCCAACACCAUGCGAGAGUAUAAACACCUGGAUGCAAUCUACGAUGUGUCCGUGGGCUAUCCAAAAACUUUAGUGCAAAGUGAGGUAGAUCUUUUCCGGGGGCACAUACCAGAAGAAAUUCAUUUCCACUUUAAGAGGUACAAUGUGGCAGACAUACCCGAGACAGAGAAUGACCUGAAGGCUUGGCUAGAGCAGAGGUGGAGGGAGAAGGAGCAGCAGCUUCAGCAAUUUUACAAAGAUGGGUACUUCAAAGAUUCAAAAUUACAGAACAGAAAAGACAAGGCUGAGCCAACAGAAACAGCGUUAUGUUUAGCAUUUUGUUUCUGGACAUGUUUGAUAUGUACAGCCUUAUGGUUAAUAUUGGUGAGCACAUUUGCUCAAGUGUAUGCUCUCUUGCAUGCUUUCGUCUUUGUAGGUCUUUCACUAUUUGGGUCUGGUGCUCACAUAGUAGAAAUUCAGUUGCACCAAGCAAGACAAAAAGUCUUAAAGGCCAAUUAGAUCUGAUGCUAUAGUUUGAAAAGGAAUUGAAAACACAAGUUCCAGAAAAAAAAAAAAUAGAGACCUGUAACAUUAAAAUAUAGUAAUUAAGAGACUUACUGCAACAUGUUUUGUCAUCUUCUUGAUAUUACUUUUGCUCUUUGAAAACAUUGUGAUAUUUUAUGGCCUAACUGUAGAGAAAAAGAGCUAUUUAUUUUGGAGACAUCAGACGAUUUUUGAUGGCUUAUCCUGAUCAUAUGUGCCGUUUCUCUUUUGCCCAUAAAAAUAACUUAUGUUACCUUUUCAACAUCAAGACGCUUGAUGUUAGUGUGAUUCUAAAUGUAUAACAUAAAUAAGUUAUUAUCUGCAUGUUUUCAUGCAUAUUUUUCUUCUCUUUAUAAAACUCUAAAAUAUUUCACCAAAAAAAAGUCUCAACAGUAAAAAAAUAAUUUUGCAUAAUUCCUUGUAGAAAAUGAAAACAUUGACUUAACUUUUUGCCGUUGCACAAAGGAAUUAUGGAAAAUUUCUUAGCUUCAGAAUCCUGACCUGCAAUCUUUUUAGAUAUUUUUGUUAUUUGGAUACCUAGUACCUGUACCAAAUCUGUACCUGUACUUCUUUGUUUUGGAGAGCUCUUUAACUGCCAUUUUUGUUUUAAACAAACAUCCAUUGCACUUGGGAGUCAAAGUUCUGGAAACAUAUUUGCUGACCAGGCCAAUACUUUUGAGAGAGUACUGACAACAUUGUUAUUAUAUGUGAAGCUUGCAGAUACUGCAAUCAGAAGUCAAUUUGCUAUCCCUUUACGCAGUCACAGAUUUCAUAGUCAUCAUAAAUGUCUAUAAACUUUGCGUAAGUAUCAAACAAUCUCUAAAUUAGGGCCAGGUGCAAUGGUUCUCUCUCUAAUAGUAGGUUCCUCACUAAUUAAACACAGCUUAUUAUCAGUCAAUUUUAGUUUGUAAGAUUUAAAUGUGAUCAUGUAAAAGUGUUAACUUUAAAACCUUGAUAUUGAGGUUCUCAAAAUGGAUGGACAGCUAUGAAAGUGGAAGUAAUAGAUGGCCUUAUUCGGGUGUUAAAUUGCUUAUUUACAGCCUUGGUUCUCAUGACUGAUUGAGAACAAACCCUGUAAGUAGGCAAUCCGGUCCUUUUGAACUUUCAAUUAUGUGUCCUAUGCAGUGCUUGAAACCUUCACUUGAUCUAUUUCAUAUGUUAAAACCAUCUAAUAUAAAUCAAUACACUUUUUAAUUAACGAUUCAACUGUGCCAAAUAAGCAAUUUAGUCAUAUUUUAACGGAUGAUUACUCUUUCUGCUAAAUCUCUUGAUGGGCCUCAUUCCAGGUCACCGAUUCGGCUAGUACAUGCCAAAAAGUAUCUGCUUUUAGCAUCAGAUACCAGUUCAAAAGCAUAUCAAGAAAACCUAAAUUUUAGAUUUCCUAAAUCAUUAACCUCUUUCUUUAGUUAAUAAAUAAACAAGAAUCAUAUAUUUCUA